Molecule: messenger RNA, 987 nt
Organism: Stereum hirsutum FP-91666 SS1
Lineage: Eukaryota; Fungi; Basidiomycota; Agaricomycetes; Russulales; Stereaceae
Exons: 6
Coding region: 63-956 (297 amino acids)
Source: RefSeq, a predicted model, not a curated record
AGCUUCCUUUGUUGUUCAGCGUACUUCACGAUACCACAUAAUCACAAACAAAAUAUUUACGAAUGGCUACGACACUAGAUAUCAGGGCCUUGCUUAUAGCUUCUCCCCCUACCACUCAGGCGGCAACCACGACGGGCGAGAAGAGGAAGCGUGCGCCGGCGAAGAAGCAGACGAGUGCUCAAGGCAAUAGAAGGAUCACCUUGGCUGAUGGCGAGGAAGUGGAUGUAACGGGUAUCAAUGUGACGAGCGUGGUUGCGAGGCCUGAAGUCCUGGAGGCGUUGAAGGCCCGGAUUAUUGAGCUCGAGGAUCAAUUGGGUACCCAACCUCCGCCGGUGAAACGCGCUCGCAAGGCCGCCGCCUCUCCUGACGACGACAACGAUAGCAAAGCCGGGCCCUCCACUUCUGCCGCAGCUGCUGUCGCUACUACUAGCAGCGGUCUCUCGAAAGCGGAAGAGAAGAAGACCAAGGUGCAGUUGAAGAAGAUAUUCGACAGAGUGAAGAAAGAGUGCAAAUCCGACAACUGUAAGUUCCAAGGCGGGUCGAAGACGAUCAAGAUCGACGAGGUGCUCGAGCCUUCAGAGUUUGAGGCGAUCUUUGGAGGGAAGGGCGUGCUCAUCCAGCCGACGCCACAGAACAAACCGAAGUCGACCGUGACGAUUAUCGAAUUCCGAAACACCGCCCAGGUCAACGCUCUCCUAGGACCCGAUCUCACCAAGCAACUCCCACUGAAAGGCAACCGCUGGUCUAGAGGCGGCGUCCCUACCCGUACCUUUGGUGGUGGCUUUGGUGGCUUUGGGUCCACGUUCUCCAAGUCCGCGAAGCUGGGACAGUGCGAUGUUGAGAUUCAGAGCUUGGACGUGAAUUAUUCGAAGAAUGGGAUGAAGUGCACGCUUAAGUUUGAAGUGGGAGAGAUCGGUGGUGGGGGGUGUGGGUAUGGAGACUGGGAUGAUUACUAAUAAAUCUACUCCGUCUUUGUGCAACCGCUGU